CCAACCUACACCGCGUUAACUUAAAACCCGAAAACCAUUUCUAUUUCUUCAAUAAGUUUUCCCCCAAAAUAAAGAGAGAGGAAUUUUUUUGCUAAUUUUCUUCAAUUUUUUCUUCUCCAAUGGGGCAGCAGCAAUCCAAAGGCGAGCUUCUGUAUCAGCAAGUUAAUUAUGGAAAUGUUGAAGGUAUCAAAUCUCUCCACCGUGAAGGCGCUGGACUUGAGUGGAUAGAUAAGGAAGGGAAGACACCGUUGAUUGUGGCGUGCAUGAAUCCGGGGCUUUACAAUGUUGCAAAAGCUUUGAUAGAAUUGGGUGCCAACGUCGAUGCUUACCGUCCAGGUCGUCAUGCGGGGACUCCUCUACAUCAUGCAGCAAAAAGAGGCCUUGAGCAGACGGUUAAGUUACUCCUUUCACAUAGAGCUAAUGCAUUGAUAAUGAAUGAUGACUGCCAAACUCCCCUUGAUGUUGCCAGAAUUAAAGGUUUCAGCAAUGUUGUUCGUGCAAUUGAGAGCCAUAUUUGCUUAUUUUCUGGUUGGCUACGGGAACUUUACGGGCCUGGAUUCCUUGAACUAUUGGCACCACAGUUGCUUAGUCGGAAAGUCUGGGUGGUCGUCUUACCAUGCGGUUCCCGCAACCUCAGAAAGCCUUUCAGGUUGGAGCUUGCUAUAUAUUCAGCUGUCCAGGAUGCUCAGCCGCGCACAAUAGUUGCUCUAUGGAAGGCCAAUAUGGAAGAACCAAAUUUCAGCCAGCCUGAUUCAGCAGUUAUCAUAUCCGAUAUUUCAAACAUCCCGAAGCGCUGGAGGCGAAAGCGAGGGAUAAUGCCCUCCCAAUUGAUAAAGAGUAGACUCCAAGGAGCUAGGCGAGCAAGGAUCAAACUUACAGCAGUCCAGGAAAGCGAAAAGCAGCAAUUGCAAUCUUUCUGCAAUGCAUGCAAGGGCAUACCUCAGGUCAUGCUUCCAGCAUUUCCUUUCAGUUCUCAAACCCCUGUGGUCCCUGCAACUGCUCCAUCAACCACAGAGGAUGUGGAAUUAGCAAUGGCGAUUAAUGCCUCUCUGCAGUCUGCUUCACAACAAAGACCAACCUAUCACGAGAAUCACCCAGGAUCAGGAACAGAAACAUCAAUGGGUUGGAUUAACCCUGUUGAGGUUGCCAGUCAUGAUGGUAGUUCUUUUACUGGGGCUUCACAGAAAGCUAGUAGUAGUGGCUGUCAAGUUGAGGACGCCAGUUCAAGUGGCACUCAAGCAGAGCAAGUCCAGGUUCCGAGUGAAACGUCUACUGUAGUCCAAUCAAUGCCAGAGAAUCUAGUUACCGCAUCUGUCCCAACAGCUCCUCCUCUUACAAAUGGCGUAAUAGACAAUGGGCCAAUUCAUUAUCCAUCAAUCGACUCCAGUCCAAUUGACUUGUCUUCUGUGACUGUUCAGAACUCUGGAGUACACGAAAGCAAAAAUCCUGAUGGUGCUUCUUCAUCUUGUGUAAUAUGCUUAGAUGCUCCUGUGGAAGGAGCUUGCAUCCCUUGUGGCCAUAUGGCUGGAUGCAUGUCUUGUUUGAAUGAAAUCAAGGGAAAGAAGUGGGGCUGCCCUGUCUGUCGUGCCACUAUAGAUCAGGUGAUAAGGCUAUAUGCUGUUUAACAGUUGAAGCAGCAAAUGAUUGAAGCAGUAAACGUAAGCAAUUCGGGAACCUCAUGUCCUCUUAUUUACUUGUUUUACUAGAUAUAAUAACAGAGUAAAUAUGUUGAAUAAUGUCAUUCUCUCCCAGUAACAUAAUACUCGCUUUCUGAAAUAACCAAGUUUUGGGGUAUUCCAACGUUUGACUAAUUGGCUCUUGUUUAAGUAGAUCUUGGAUUCUGCUGUUAGUGUAUAGCACUUGUGUUUGCUAUCAAAGGCGGUAUACUUUAUUAUUUAGGGACCUAAAGACACUGUUGGAUUGCUUUCCCAUGAGUUGGCAUCUUGUUUAGACAUUGAACUGGAAGAAAUUUUAGAGGGAUGAUAGCCGGAGCCACGCCCUUGUUGUCUGUCAACCUAUUAUUUUUUCUGAACAAUCUGUAUUCGAUUCCUGAUUAAACUCUCCUGGUAACUUAGAAAAGGGAGGCAAACUGUGCUUGCUUUUGGUUAAAUACAAGUUUUAGAUCUACAGUUGUUACAUUAUAGAAGUUCUUGCUGGCAUUAUGAAAAGCAUCUCAGUAAAUAUGAACUGAUAGAUGUUUCCACUAUUCUGCUCAAAAUUAUUUUUAUUUUGUAGACCUGUUGACUGUCCCGAGCAGAUAGAUUUUAAAGCUAAUGUCGAAUGCUACUAGAUGUUCUGAGUUUGCUGAAUGCAUUUUCAAUUUCUGAUUAUUCUUGAUUAAAUUUCACUGAUUGAGAAAUUUGAUGGUUAUGAAUAUGAUUGUUGUGCAUAUGAGAAUGCAGUGGAAUUAUAUUACAAUAUUUCUUACUAGCAGCUGAUUAGCUAUAUACUUUUUCACUUUGCAGGCAUACGCAGCGUUAUUGAAAAUUUGUGAGUUUUGUAUCAUGUAUACGUAUAUAUAUGCUACGGUACCAGGUGUGUUCAAGAUUUCCGAAAGGUAGGGAAACGCUACGUGGUUAUCCAUCCCGGAUAAGAAUGUAAAUUUCUUGUGCGGAGAAGUGAAACUGUUACUGGGAUUACAAAAAAUAUAUUGAUAUGAUCCUGUGAAUAAUUUUAAAUUUUAUUCAGACUUUUAUAUGUAGCUGCAACUUGGUAGUUGUGUUACUGGUAUGCUGGUGAUGUUUAUUCCACCACAGUACAGCAUAAAUCGUCUGCUUAUGUACUACUUUAAAUUUGUGAUGCAUCCAACUAGGAAUGUUUCUCAUUGUCAUGGGGAUUAUAUUUAUGGGAAAAUAUUGUAUAUAAUAUUGUUUUAUAUA
This is a messenger RNA of Solanum stenotomum, 2879 nucleotides long. RefSeq names its product putative E3 ubiquitin-protein ligase XBAT35. The transcript has 10 exons. The record is from RefSeq and is a predicted model, not a curated record. Lineage: Eukaryota; Viridiplantae; Streptophyta; Magnoliopsida; Solanales; Solanaceae. Gene Ontology annotation, molecular function: protein binding. The coding region runs from base 120 to 1625 and encodes 501 amino acids.